UCGCGAUGUUAUGAAGUCGCACAAGUUUAGUUGACUAAGUCGCGGUCUGAGCGCAGGUACCUUCUCCUGCCAAAUCGAGUCUAGCUUACUGUAAGUGUUCCGAAGCAAACGCCAGUGCUUUCUUUAGCUCUGUUUCAGCGGUUCUGCAAGCCAAUCCCAAACGGUUUCCACGUCGAAGGCGUGCGAAGUCCCGCAAGACGAGCAUAGACGAGUCGUGACUAGAAUCGAUCGUGUUGACAUUUCCAGAACCUUUGGUUCAGGCCUGCUGAGGGGCCCAACGAGACUGAUUGCGCAUCGGAAAGAGAAAUCUUCUGCAAACUGAAGGCGGCAGCAACCCGUUCGCAGUCAGUUCCGUUGCUAAGAUCAUAAACACGUGUGCGUCUGGGUGUUUGUUUUUGUUCGCACCAUCCGGAGAAAGGUUGUGUUGAUAGUUUCGAGUUUUAUUUUUCUUCCGAUUCAUGCAGUGAUUAUCGAAAGUGUUAGUGUGUAUGUUCGCUUAGUGGUGCAUUGCUGCAGUGCGGUUUUGCUCGUGACGAAGAAGUUAGCUGCGAGGAAAGUUUGAAAGAAAGGGAAUGUGUGAUGCGAAGGCGAUAGAGCAUUCGACACACCGUUAAUUGGUUGUUUGAGUGAAACCUCAAGUGACACAUAUUUCUUCUGCUUCUUCGGCUUUUGUUGGCUGACUGGCGAGAGGCUAGUUCAGCGAUAAAUUAUAUACCGAGUGGCGAAAGGUGAACCGAAUCGACGGAUUCUCGAGGCUUUCCACAAGUUCGGGGGAAAAUCGUGACUGGUGAAACACAAGAUAAACACUAGACUAUACCUGACUGGAAGAUUCACCUCAAGGGUUCAGACAGUACGAGGGUUCAGGACACGGAAAUCUCUAGCAAACAGAUUUUCAUCAACAGAGAACGAGAGCAGACUAACUGACGGAUCGAGCCGGUGGAUUCUUCUUUUUCCAGAGUGACGUCAUUUUACGGAUUACGCACCGGUCAAUCCUCUGCCAACGUUGCCCAACAUAAAACUCCCGCGGUGCAAGGCGAAAAAUCCUUCGUGCGACAAAAUCUCGCGUGACACGCCGGAGAGGCGCAGCAAGCAACGGAUAGCACACUCCACAUUGAAUUGACGGAAUGCAACACAUGAUGUUGCAUCGGUAGAGUUCAACUGCUAGACUGUUUAAGUGUUCUACUAGAGUGCAAAAAUCAAGGAGUUUUUUUUUAGAAAAAUUUAGUUCACUCGACUGUUCAACAUGGUGCUUCAUUUGCAGAUACUUGUAUGCGUAUUAAUUAACGCACUGUUCGUUAACUCGGCUGUUUACACUCCGGGUAACGGUCCCGUUUACAAUCCAAAUGGCAACGCCGGUGUUCAAGCCGUCGUCCCAACACAAAUAAACAACCCUGGCUAUCUGGUUACGCAAACCGUUUAUGGAUUCCUGGAUUUUACCACCACCAUCGGUAACACGGUGAUGAUCUUUUCCCCCCAGAGUUCGGCACCAGCUGUGACAGAGCCACCGAAAACGACACCGGCUCCACCGCCGGUGAUCGAAACUUCACCCCCGCCUACUCCGUCAACGACGACGGCCGCGACCCUAGCCGAGGAAAUCAAACCGAGCAAAACGGUUAUCCUGCCAGUUCAGGCCAAGGAAAAGGUCAGCGUGGUGCAGCCGUUCAUCGUGAAACCCAACGUUCCCGUUAAGUUCGUCCAAAAGACAAUCAGUCCGGCCAAAGCGAAGCCAGUCGGCAAACCGAAACCAAAAAUCACAAUCGUCGAAGUUACUCCGGUAAAACCGGAACCCGAAGCCGUGUUGGUGAUGGCAGAAAAGGAAAAACAGGAACCCGUCCGGGUGCAAGUGGUGAAACCGCAAGCACCGAUCAUUAAAGUGGUGACGGCAACGGUGGACAUUACAACGGAAAAGGAAAUAAUUACACCCGAACCAAAAGUGGAAAUAGUUCACGCAGAGGAACAGGAAGAUGAACAGGAGGAAGAACAACCUGAAGCAGAAGAGCAACCUGACCAGAGUGAGAAAGAUAUAGAAGAGGAAGAGGAGGAAGAAGAAGAAGAACAAUCAAAAGUACAUGAAACUAUCACAGAUGAAGAGCAAAACGAAGAAACGGAAGAACACCAAGAGCAGCAUGAAGAACUGAAGAUCGUAGAGGAAAAGAAAACUGUGCCUUUCGAAUCUCCAAAACCAAAGCAAGCUCCAGUCGAACCUGCUAUCGAAGCUCAACAGAAGGAGCACUCUCCCAUUAUUUUCUCAACAAUCACCGAAGAAUCUGACCCAGAACACAACGAAGAACCGGAAGAAGAAGGAAGUAUCGAGGAGGAAGACGAACCAGCACCGGUGCUACAAAUCGGUAACAACAUCGCUCCCGAGCCCGAGUAUGACUUCCUGUCCCGACAGCCAUCGGAAUUUGUUGAAGAAACCUACCGGGUAGUGAAUUUAAAGCCAACGGCCACGGUCAGUGCGGUGCCCUCGGCUGCCCCCAAAGCGAAAGGAAAGCGGGGACAAGGUAAUAAGAAUGCACGCCCCACGGGACUGGUCACCAAGCUCGGUGGAACCAAGGUCAAGGAUGGGACCACGACGGUUCACGAGACGAGCGUAAUCGGCACCUACAUUUCAGGAAAAUAUGCCCAAGUCCUACAAAGCACUUCUCAUGUAUUUCAAGGUAAUGCAGCAGCCGCAGCCUCCGUCGCAUCCGCCCCCGUAGUCGAGGGUCAACCGAAGCGAGCUCCGGGUCCGAAGGUAAGUCCCAGUCCAACCCUGCGUAUUCUGAAAACUGCUGCGCCGAAUCCGAGCAAAACGCCGCGAUACAAUCCGGAAGCGGCUUCCAUCAUCACACCAUCGCCGUCGGCGCAGCAGGCACUAGAGGACACUGGGCUUCCGCUGGAGAAUCUUUUCGCCAACCAACCGAGCUCCAGUCUGGUGCGGCCAUCGCGCCGUCUCAGCGGACCCGGAGUCAACCUGAACGGUGGAAGCUUCAAGAAUCGGCUGAAGAAUCGGAUCGUCAAGGAGGACAACGACCUGCAGGAUCGGUCGGAUUCCGAGGAACCGGUCGGUCCGCCGGCUACCCAACCGGCGGCCAGCUUUGGUAAUGGGAAGAAAACUAACCGCUACCGUAACACUCAAACCGUCAAACCUAACCACGGCGGCAAAAACACUCGCUAUAACCGAUUCUCUACAUCUAGUGUGGAACUGGCGACGGUGUCCGUUUUCAGUGAACCUUCCUCAACCACUCCCGCCUACGCAAACAGGCGUAACAAAGCUUCUCGUAAUAGUUUCAAGCCUAGCCUUACCAACAGCAGUCCGUCCACGGCAUCGUCGAAGUCGUCCUCGCCGUCGUACUCAUCCCGCCAGCAGGAACAGCACCAGCAGGAGCAGGAAGCCAACCGUCGCUCGUUUAAACCGAAUCUGCGACCAACGCCACCGGAGGCCAAAUCCAGCACAACGAGCACCAGCCUGUACAAGUUCAAGCUGAAUCGAUCGCCCGGUCGAUGGCAGUACAAGAGCCCCCCGAAACCAACCGUCAACAUCCGAAAGCAGAGUCCGAAGGUGCGCGAUCCGGUGGAAAAUCUUACGGCGGCUCCGGUGUACGAUACUUCGGUGCAGAGCAACGACAUCGGGCAGACUCCGGAACACUCGGAAAAGGUCGACACCGAUGCCGAUUUGGAUCAGUCCGGUUCGGUGAACGGCAAUGUGCUGAACGAUGCGGAGAAUGACAACCAGAUCGAGCAUCGGUAUCCAAUUGAGACGAUAAAGGUGGAGAUUUCCACUCCGGCCGACUUCAAGGAUACCUAUUUCGAAAUUGCUACCAUCAAAUCACCCUACACUUUCCAGGUGGGCACCGUGAAAAACACUCGCUACAUUACCGUGACAUCGACGUACGAGAAGACUCUAGAGCAGGAAACGGCUACCAUCACUCCUUCGCUGACAGAACCACUGACCGAAAACAUCCUUGCCACGACGACCCACCUUGAUAAGGAAAACAAUUUGCUCGAUUCGAGUGUGGCCACUUUGCCCCCUAUCACGUUGACUGGCGACGUUGAGACUCCGCCACUGGAAACCCUGACGGAGACAUUUAGCACCACACAGGCCAUGCUGAAGACUCACAUCCUUCCGGUGAUUCGGGACGGUGCGGACACUACCAGUUACACGCUGAUCCAAACGUACCACAUUACACGGCUUGUGACGGCCACCAAAACGCUUCCGCCAAUGGAACUGUACCACUUUGUACCGUCGAAGACACUGAACGAGUUCAACAGCCGCUUGGAUGAGGCUGGUUCGGAACUGCAUCUGGAGCUGGAGUUCGGGGACGACAACGAAGAGGAUGACGAUAGACCGAAGUUACCCUCGGAUCUGGAUCUAUCCAGCAUUGGAUCCGAUUUUGAUCUUUCGGAAGUGGACAAAACAAACAUUCCGACCAACAUCCGUCCGAAGAAGCGAAUCGCCGGCCAUAAGGAAGGUAACAAGGUAACAACCGAGGCUCCGGUGACGACGCCAAGUCUGACACCGGAUCAAUUGCAACAGUUGGCACUGCUAAGGCUGUUGAAUCCAGCGGCUGCCGCUCAAAUUCCAUCGGUAAUUACCUCGUCCAAGCCGGUCGUCAAACUGGAAACCGUCUACGAAUCGCACGUUCUGCCGAUAAUCAACGGUCAAAGCACAAUCUUCAGUACCAUUUCGCGUCCCAUUGGAACCGUCACCAAAACCAACUACGAAGUCGUAACAACGACUCUGCCCACGUUGCCGAUUCCUCCGAUUCCCCAGCUGAACCCAUUCCAACCACAGCCACAGGUCCAACUCCAGUCCACGCCGGUCAUCACCCAGACCGUCGUGACCGAGACAAACAGCAAGGUCCUGAAAUUGACGUUUGGUGCCAAAACUGCCUACACCACUCUCUACUCGACAACCGUCGUACCGACGCAGCUGACCACCUACCUGACGCAGUCCGUUCCGGUUCAACCGACGGCGGCAGCCUUUCCGGGCUACUUCCCGGCUCCGUACGCUCCCUUCCCGUACGUGGGUUAACAACCUCCGCCCAUUUCAAAACCGUAAGGUACUCACUUUUAAUUUAGAAUAACGAAUUUUCUAGGACAAUACUUUAGACUAAAUUCUCUCUGUUACAAAUACUAGUGAUGAGGGUGUAGCUUUCACAGCUCGUGCAAGAUUAACAACAUAUGGACAAAAGUCGCUCCCCUUUUCUUUAGAGUGGAAGUGCAAAAUUUACACUCUUUCUUUGGUUGGUGAUCCCGGCCGUAGCCGGUGCGUGAUACACAAUAAAAACGAGAUACGUCUGGAAGAAAAAAGAAGGAUAAUUACCCGUUUUCCCAAACGUUUCCUCGGGUGUAGCGGCCGGCAUUACGUGCAAUAAAUUUUACCAAAUAGUAGGCGGCGAUAUCUGCUAGGGUUAGCUAAAUUGCAUGUUGAUACAGGAUUAAUGGGAAUAUAUUGCUAAACGGGGGGGUUGCAGAAUGAUUUUUAUUUGAGAGCGAAAAUUCGAUUUUGAAACAUUUACUCAAAUCCUAUCCUACGAAACCUUUGAAACACAUUUUCUAAGGACAUUAAAAUUGAACUAGUUUCUUUCAUCUACGGUGUGAAAAUAUUGUACCAGAAGACAGCCGGAGACGGAGGGAAUGGAAGGACCAUAAUAACUGCCGGAACAAAAACAACAACAACAGCUAUAAUUUCAAACCCCAUUCCACGCCUUCGCAUGGUUACAAUAAAGAAGCGCUAUUGUUUACCGUCUUCCGGGUGGGUAUUGCGAAGGAUGCCUCAUUGCAACGUCUCUAAGAAGUUGUCUAGGGGGCAUAAAUUUCCCUGAUAUACGAUUAUCACUUGCUUAUGGGUUGUUUACCUAUGAAGGCAUGGCAGACAUUUUUACGACCAUAUGCUGCUAAUAACGGUGCCGUCGUGGGUCGGUCGGUCGGUCGAAUUUUGCGAAUCCUGGGGCCCGUCACUACUGGAUGGUGCGACUGUGACAAUUUUCCUGGGUGAGCACUUUCAAACCGAUCAAUUUCUCUAGGCUAUCGAGCGAAAAAUUGAAUAUUUGCUCAUCUCAAAAUAAGAGGGUUUUUGGUAUCGUAUUACUCCUGCACAGUCGAAGUCGUGUCGUAAAACCGAAAACGAGCAACGCUCCCACGUUGUGGAUCUUCGAACUGAAUACGGAUUAUGGGGUCAGCAUAAACUGGGAUCCAGUCUCGUUAGUAGUUUAUCACUCAACAUAAAGAAUCAUUGUUUUUCGUGGUACGAAACAACAACGAAAAAAGUUUGAUUGGCUCGAGGCAGUUGGCUGUAAUUGGCAGAACUUUUUCCGGAAUUAGGUUGGUGGUUGAUUUUCGCUGGAAUAGAGAGUUUGUGAAGUUUUGACAUCCGAACCGAUGUAUGGUCCUAUUUAAGAAACAAUACAGCAAUUUAAUUUCGUUUGUCGGAAAGUAUUUUCUAUCGAGCUUUUUAGAAUCUGGUAAUGUUUGGUAGCAUUGAGGGAAACAUUGACUAAUAAAGCAUUCCGAUACAAUCUAAUACAUUAUAAAAGAUGUUAUACUGCUUAAUAACAAGCGUAACAGAAUGCAGUUCAUUCACUUCCUUUGCUAGUAGCAUUAAAAAUCUAUGGCAACAACUAAAGUUGUCAUAUUUUGUUAUGGGAUGCGAAGAUAAAUGAGAAUAGUUGUAAAUGUUACUAGCGAAGGAAGGCCUCACAAAAGUCAGAUAUUUUGGUCAGAGCUACAAACACCGUACGCAGUGCACACGAGGGUGCUCCGAAUCUCGGAAUGGACUUGAUAUGGUUGAUGUUCGUGAAAUAGAACACGAAUACCGGUUCAUGAACGAACCACUCAGACUCGGGUCAGGUUCGGUCCAAGUAAAAAAAAAGAUUUUUUAAAUUUCCAAUAGCGUAAGAAUCGAGUUCGGGUUAAAGAAAAUGCAUACGUGACCCUAUCAGCUUAGAGAAAAAUCAGUCUUCAGUCCAGCAACGCCAUCGCACGGCAUCACAUUCAACAAAUCAUGUCAAUUGUAUGGGUGCGCAGUGCUGCUAUUUUGGCGCGCACGAAUUUGACAUUUCUCUCCCCUAUUUCUGUGUACGUGAUUCUAUGCGGACUCGCCUGAGGGUGCCAUGCUCGCUAAAAAGGAUGUUGCCAAUGAUUUGUUCGUGAAAUGUGAGAGCUGAAUAUCUUGUUGAUAUGAUGCCUUUGACGUAGCAAAACAUUUCGUGAUACCUACACACUUUUAAAAAAUCCUGUGAUUAUACAUCUUAUUAAAUGCACAUAAAUGAAGCGUCGCAGCUCACGCAAAUUUACGUGGAAAAACAUUUAAUAUUGUGUUUAAAACUCCAUACAUGAAAUUAAUUGAAAUAAAAACAAAGAAUACUGAGAGCCACCGCCGCGACUUGAACCAAGAAUCAUUGGAUCGCACAUACGUCUGUUAAUCGACUGAGCCACAGAAGCAUGCAUCUGCUUGGUUGGUAAAAGGUGCAUUUAAAAUCAUACAGUCGCACCUGCUAGCAGAACGCAAGUUACAGUCGAAACCAGUAAAAAUCAAGCUCAUCUUACAUUAAGUCAUUACAGAUAAAAUUAUCCGUCAUUUGACAAAUUAGGUCUUUAUGAAUUACAUCGUAUGACGGAUUAAGUCACCUGUGAAAUUCAAAUUUUUUUGGAGUGUACAUAUAAAGCUUGCUUCAGAUAGAAUUGAAACAUAGAGAAUUGCCUGUAUUUCUGUUAUUUAUUAUUGAAUUCAAGAUCUUUUUUUAUACAAAUGUAGCGGUUUCUUCAUACUUUUGAGAAAAAAUACUGAUAAAAUUAUUCGUCACGGUAUCGAAGGAAUUCUCGAUUUUUUCCUUUAACACGGCUCAUUAGGCGGCGGGACACCUUCUUCGUCUUAUUCCACCAGGUCGUCAUCUGAUUGAUGUCUUUGACAACCUUUUCCGUUGCCUUGAGUCUCCUCUUCAUGGUUGCCCAGUAUUUCUCAAUAGGGCGGAACUGGGGGCAGUUGGGUGGGUUAAGGUUUUUCGGAACAAACUGGACCCCUUUCUCUGCAUACCAUUCUUGAACGACUUUGCUGUAAUGACAGCUUCCCAAAUCUGGCCAAAACAAACUUUCGUUUUUUGCCACAGCUGCAAAUGCCCUGCCAAAUCAUAAAUUAUCUUGCAAAUUUGUCGGUAAAAACAAAUUUAAAUUUGGCUGGAACAUCCCCCCGAGCCGUUGGCAAGUAAAAUUGUUGGCCUGUGAUUUGCCCGAAGUCAGCCUUUCAUCGUCCAUCAGAAGACACCCGUCGAACUUGGUCAGCACCUGGUCAUAUAGUUUCCGAGCACGAAUUUUGACCACACUAUUCUGUUUUAUGGUCCGAUUUGGCUGUUUGCUAGCUCGAUACGACUUGAUUCCUUCCCGGAGUCGAGUUCUCCUCACGGUACUAUGGGCAGCACCGAAUUUUCUGACCAUAUCACGGUCCGACAGAAUAGGAUUCCUCUUCAAAAUUUUACCCCGCAGUUUCCGGUCGACAGUUCCACUCCAACGACUGGCUUGAGGCUUCCCAAUCGUCGUCAAUGUUUCCUUAUACUGUUUGAUAACGCGCCAUACGGUAUUUCUAGGCAAUUUCAGCUGUUUAGCUAGCCUAGAUGCAGACCACAAUGGAUUUUCCAAAUAACUGUGCACAAUUUUUUCCCUUCUUUCGGCUUCCAUGUUGAUUGUUUACAAAGUACAGUCGAUUUGCGGAAUGUCAAAAAUCAUACAUGAUGCUGACAAAAUUCCCGACACGUGGGCGCCAAGAACUUCCAAAUCUGUCCACCAGGAGCGCCACAAUAUGAGCAAAAGUUUUUUCCUAUUCUAAAUGAAGCAAGCUUUAUUAUUGAUGAAAAAUCUCUUGUUUUGGUAGCAACAGAAUGUCACUGGGUUGUUAAAGAAUUAGAAAUGGGUAAAAUCGUUCGUUUUGGACAACCGCUCAGAACUUUUUAGUUCUACCAAAAGAAAUAGUUCUCUUGAAAUGUUCUUUUGUUCCUCUAUGUUGUUGUAUGUUCCUUCGAAAAAAAUAUGAUAAAUUUGUACCAAAAAUUAAUUAUAUUUGUGUACUUCUUCAAAGGUCGCGAAUGCAUGCCACUUCUAGCCUAUUCCAAGGUCCUGCGACCGCUCCGAAAUAUAUAGUUUAUUUAGUUAAUAUCCAUCAAAACAAUGAAUUAAAGCUCAUGAGAACCACGGGGCAAUAUGCACCCUCAUAAAGCUCCUUAUUCUUCUUAUUUAAAGAAACCUUUAGACUUUUCGUUGACGAAAUAUUUGCCAGGUGGAAGAUUGUUCACUAUUAUUAAUUAAAUUGAUAUCUUAUGGAUAAUUUUUGUAAGCGAAUACUUGAGCAUUUUGCUCCACCAAAUUCGGGUUGUUUUGCCCCCAAAAAUAUGAGACGAUAUAUUUAACGAUUUUUCUAUAAAAUUGCAAAUACAUCGUCUGUACUAGAACUAAUUUUAGAAACCCGAAUGAUUGGCAAAUAAGUUUACUGGUUACAUAAUUCAAAUCGUCUUCCUCACCCUAGAAAAUUAUUAUGGAACGAACAUGAAAAAAUACUUAUAACAGAGACAUAAUAGUUUUUUUUUAUUUUUCCAGAUAUGAUUGAACCAUCGCUACCAAAAUUUUAUAGUAAUUUGUUGUUAAGGCUAUAAAACUGGAAUUGAAAGUCCUUUCAUUAAAAUUUCAGUGAAAAAAAUUGGUUUCUUUUGAGAAAAUCAGAAGGUGCAUUAUGCCUCGGGGGUACAUUUUACCCCAUCUUCCCCUAAAACUCUUUCAAAGAGUUCCAUUGCCUCCAUUUCUAUUGAAAAGAAUGGAGAACUACAGUUCUUUAUCAAAGAACUCCAGAUCAUUUAUACUUCCAGAAGAAUUAGUUAUUUUUUUACCGCUCGCGAACUGAUUGCCCAUUUCUACGAAGAAUAUCGAUAAAUCGGGAGUCGCUAUCUAGGGAUUUGAAACGACCUCAAACAUCGCUUUUCGUUCCAAAAGUAGCCGGUGUUGUAACGGUUAUUAGGGAAUAUUGAUUAACCGGUAGUCAUCUUAGAUUUUGAUAUGCUUUCAAACACUGUUCUACUCAUCAAAUCCGUUCCGAAAAUACCCAUCUUUUAAUGGUUUUUAAGAAAGAUCGAUUAACUAUAAGUCGCCAUCUUGGAUAUCGAAAUGUCCUCGUACCAAUUAAUCGAAUCUGUUCCGAAAAUACUCACAUUGUAAGGUUUUUCAAACAAACUUUAAUAAACGCAUCAAUGUAAUAAGCGUUUCUCACAAUUGCAGUAAUUUUGCAGCAAGAGGCAUUUUUUUCAUGUUGUAUUUUCAUAACACGGAAAUAUAUUAUUUUCUCGAAAGCAUGGUCCUUUGAGCCUAUUUUUAGAAUCAGAAACAACGAACUAACACACACCAAAAAAAAAUUGAAUAAUACAGGUGACUUAAUUCCUCAUACGAUGUAAUUCAUAAAGACCUAAUCUGUCAAACGACGGAAAAUUUCAUUUGUAAUGACAUAAUGUUAGAUUAGAUUGAAUUUUACUGGUUUCGACUGUAACUUGCAUUCUGCUAGCAGGUAUGACUAUAUGCAUUUAAAUGCUCCUUUUACCAGCCAUGCUUCUGUGGCUAAGUCGUUUAACAGACGUACUUGCGAUCCAAUGAUUCUCGGUUCAAGUCGCGGCGGUUGCUAUCAGUGUUUUUUUUUUUUUCUAAUUUAACGAAUUUCAUGUCAUGGAGUUUUAGACACAAUAAUAAAUGUUCUUCCACGUGAAAUUGCGUGAACUGCGACGCUCCAUUUAUGUGCAUUUAAUAAGAUGUAAAAUCACAGGGAUUUUUUAAGUGUGUAGUUUUUACUAGAAUUCUGAAUUAUCAUUGUUUAGUACACUGAAAGAAAUCAAUAAGAAAAUUUCCGUCCCGUUAGAUGGACAUAAAAGGAACGUCGAUCAAACAAAUACAUGCUGGCCUGCUUUGAUUCAGGUCAUGUGGUAUUUUCAAAUUUUUAGGGGUGUACACCCUUAGAAAAUAGAAGUUUGAUUUGAAUGUAUACUGUUAGAAAAAAUGAAAUUUGAUGUAAUUUCAAGCGUGUCGUAAUUUCUUCAAAAAUGACACAUUAUUACAUCUAUAAAGAUGUAAAAAUAAUUUUGGAAAUCGAUAACAACUUCAGCAGUGAAUGUAAAGAUAUGACUCAUAUUUACAUGCUAUGAAUUGUAAAUUUUAGUGAAUUACGACGCUCCUCUUAUGUGCAUCUAUAAAGACGUAAAUCUACACAAUUUUUUUCUAAGCGUGUAGUUUUAUUCCGUAUAAAUAGAAUCAUACAUUGAAAUACCGACUUUCAUUACUCUACUGGUGUAGGAUUUUGAAACGCGUGACUUCUCAAUUUUUACUUACACAUCAAAGAUUCGAAUGUCCCAGAUAGUGGCGCUCUAUCUCUCUCUUCCUCUCUCGUUCAACCCAACUCCUUAACACCUUGCUAGUUGUAAUUGGUAAGCUGCAGGCACAAUUCGCCAGCCCUCGCUUCCUCGACAAAGUAAAACAAAACCCAACCAUUUGUCAGUGAGUAACUUUUCUCCGGCUGCCACAAACCGUUAAUAGUGCAGUUGUCUCUUAUCUACUGCUCCUCACGGUAACCAUGUUUGCUAUCUUUUAAAUCCGGAUGUGGGAUAAAAGAUCACUUGAGUAAGCUGACAUGCAACCAUUUCUAUCAUCGCUUUUGACAAUGGCGUGCCCGGUUGGGGAGAACGCGGCGGUGGAGACCCUUUCUUAAGUUCUCGGCAGGUCGGCGAAGUCAUGGCUUUCUGGCAUCGGAAACAUCGUUGCACCACCGACCGUAUGAAACUUGACUUUUAAGUUAAUUGACAGCCCUUUCGUGUCGCGUUGACAACCAGUUCUGCUUGGAUCACAUCAAAAAGUCUUUACACUCGCACUUGUCGCUCGCUUCACCGCUGGAGAACUGAAGGAUGUUCGGAGCAUAGAUUUGCACAAAAGCAAUCGAGCAGGGGUGAGGCAGUUGUACAAGUUUGCCGGCAACCGUUGCCGGAAGACAGACAAUUUCCCGCAACCGGAACAGGUGGUUGCCAUUUUGGACAAUGUAACAAUCAGCUCGCAGUUCUUUGUUACCGAUACAAAACAAAGCACGGUUUAUUGGAAACCACGCAUAAACUUCACACGACAUACAUUAAAUGUUUUACAGCUUGAAAAAAAAGGGGGAGCAGAGAGCUUGAUUUGGGAGUUGGGGUAAGCCACAGGUCGUUCAUGUCGUGAAGGGUGAGGAAAGGGCAAGCAAUAUUGUGGGUUGUGAUGGAGGUGUUACAUAAAAUAAGGGUGUUUAUCAUCAUUGGGGAUUUUCAAGUGUGAAAUAGAACCGGUGCAGGGUUUCAACUAGGCCAACGGGGAUAUGUUUUGUGUUAUAAUUGCAUUUGCAUUAACACGGUAGGAGAUUUUUUCCCGGAUUGAAUACAAAUUAGUCAAUGACGAGGCUGGAUUAGAGAUCGAUUUCCUGCGGCUCUUUGCGAAUGGAAACUGUUAUUACAUUUUUCCGUAUUUUAUAAAAGUAUUUAAAAAUCAUUUCAAUUUGAUCCAAGCCAAUUGUAUUCGCUAAAUUUAGUAAUCAAGAUUGUUAGCAUUAUCUUAUCAAAUGCUCUGGAGGGACUCACUAUUCCAACCUCGUUCUUCACAAUACAUGGACAUGGUUUAAGUUGAUUACAGUUUUGUAAGGAUUGCUAUCACCAAUGGAUGGCUCGGUAAAAUUAGUUUUAUGAUAAAUAAAACUGUUGUUUCGAUUAUUCAUUUGUCCAUACAUUUGAAGGGUCCAAUUCAAUUUUAUUUUUAUUUUAUUUAUCGAAAAAUUAAUUAAUUUUUUCGAAAUUUACCAACAGUUCUUCUCAAAAAUCUCAUAUCUUAGUGUGCACGGCCAAAUUAAAAUACUUGAACUUGAAACUGUAAGGAAAAGUAAAACCUGACUAGGUUUUGUUGGAGAUAUUGAUUUGUUCCGAAGAACACAUUUAGAGUGAACAAUUAUUUCAAUUUCAAUUAUUAUCUAAAUCAAUAUCGUGAUGAAACUAGUGUAAUUACAGCACAGUUACAGAAAAAUGAAAAACAAACAGAUUUCAGCAAUUCCAAACUAACAAAACAACUCUCAACACAAAUAGUAACGAAAUCCACAUUGAGUCAUUCAAAAAACUUGAGAAGGAUGGGUGGCUAAUAUCAGGCACAAAACAGGAUGACGUGAAUACGAAUACAAAGCUUCGUUUGAGUUAACCGCUGUUAAAUACUGAUGGAAGCCUCUUCAAAGAACGAAAUCCUGGUCCAGCUCUUGGAACUAAAUUAAGUUAUAUCCAAGGAUGGCUUUUAUCGUAUCAAAGAACACUCACCAGCAACUCUUCACACGAUUGAAUCAGUGCCAUCAAAGAGAGACGGAUAUCAUCGCAACAACAAAAACCUGGCAUGGCUCAUUUAACAUAGAAUCGACAUCAGUGCUAGAGCGAAUUUCUCUCGAUGACAUUUUUGAGAAUCAAAGGUUAGCACGCUGCUGUGGGGACCUCUCUGAAGCCACAAACGGUCGCUUAUUCUCGUUUCGCGAUCCGAUUCUAUACAGGCAGUUGAUAAUUGCGAUAGAAUCAUUUUACUAUUGUCGCUUAUUCUAUCUAUGUGCAUAUAACCUUUGUAAUUGUCAACUUGCGAUUCUCUCUUGGGAAAUUCCACACAGCAACGAUCAUUAUCAGACUGCAAUUUUUUUAAGGGCGUGAAAUACUCAGAGUAUGAAAUGGAGCCCAGAAAUGUAGAAAAAUUCUCUCGACGUUUCAUGCAUUGAGAGACUCGAGUUCUUGUAGCAUCUUCUAUCGGAUUGAAAAUGUUGUAUACAAUAUAGAAAGCAAUAUAGUAGCUUCUGUCAAAUUUUCGGCAAUCACCAACACAGGUUACAUCAUAUUACUGUUCCCUUACAGAACUUGGGUUUCGGAUCGGAGCUCUGGACCUGAAUCUGAAUGCUGGACCUGAAACCUGACCACCUAGAUUUUGGAUCAGGGGUUUUGACCUGGGUCUGAAUUCUAGAUAUGGAUUCCUGCCCAUAUUUGAACCUGAAUUUUGGACCUGGAUGCUGAACCGGGAUUCAUGACCAGAGCACUGAACCUGGAUCCUAUGUUUAGACCAGAAUUCAUAUCUGAAUUCUGAGCCAAAAUUCGGGACCGGAAUGUCGAGCCUGAGUCUGAAUCUCCCGCCUGGAAUUCUAAAUCUGAUUAUCUGAUAUGAAUUUUGAGCCUGAAUCUGAAUUCUAUUCCAGGAUUCUUGCCUUAAAUUCUGGACCUGGAUCAGGAUUUUGAACCUAGGUUCAGUACCGCUAUUCUGCACUGAACUCUGAAUCUAACUUCGGAAUCUGAACCUGGAUUCUGGACCUGAGUUCUGGCUCUAAACUUUUGACCUGAAUUUGUGUCCUGAAUUCUGAACCUGGAACUAAAUCCAAGACCUCGACUCUGGCCUCGACUUGGAUUCUGGACCAGGAUUAUGGGACUCCAGAUUUGGCCCUGAACUUUAAACCGAGAUUCUUGGUUAGCAUGCUGAACCUGGCUCUGAAUCGAAGCCAUUCCAUGAAUUCUAAACCGAUUCCUGCCCUUUAUUCUGAAUCUGGACAUUAAUUAUAUCUGUAUUCUGUUCCUGAAAUCCUGACCGGAAUUCAAAACCUAGGUCUGAAUCCUGGACCGGAAUUCUUGACCAGAAUGGCGGAUCUGCAUCUGGAUUUUGGACCUGAAUCCUGAAUCUAGUUUCUGGACCGGCAUUCCUGACCUGAAGUGUGAGCUUGAAUCUGAAUCUUAGACCUAGAUACCAGCCCUAAGAUUCUGGACCUAAAUCCUGAAGCUAGGCCAGCAUUGCACCUCGACAUGAGCUCUGAAUCUGAACCUAAAUUCUGAACUUCAGUUCCGAUCAUGAGCCGGAAAUUUGUACCUUGAAACUUCCUGACCUGAAUUCGAAACCUGGAUUUGAAUCCUAGACCUGGGUUCCUACCAUAACCUGGAUCUGGAUUCUGAACUUGACUUCUGAACCAAGAUUCUGGACCUGACUUCUGAACUUGAACUGGAGAUCUAGACCGAAAUUCUGGUCCGAGUUACUGGAUCUGAAUACCAAACCUAGAAUUCGAAAGUAAAGCUCUAGGACUAGAUUUCUAGAUUUGUAUCUUAAUCUGACCUUGACCUGAGCUGUUAACCGAAACUCUGUACUGGGACUUCUAAUCUGAAUCUGAGUCCUAGACAUGGAUUCUUGAAUUCUGGACUCUGGAUCUGAGUUCUGGACCUGAAUUCUGAAUCUAGAUUUAAAACCGAUAAUUCUGACUUAAAUUUUGAAUCUUGAUUUGAGCCCCUUACCAAGAUUCCUACCCUGAGUUCGGGACCUAGGAUUUUAGGUCUGAGUUCUGAAACGAGACUCUGGACCGAGACUUCUGACCUAAAUUUUGAGCAAGGAUCAGAAUUCCUGCUUUGAGUUUUGGACCCGGACCUAAAUUGUGAACUUGGACUCUAGUUAUGAACUUUGAACCUGAGUUCUGGACCAUGAUUCUGGACUUGUUUUCGAAACCUAGUCUCUGGACCAGGAUCCGUGAUCUAAAUUCUGAGCCUGUAUCUGAAUCCGAGAAUUUUGCCCUGAAUUUAGUACCUGGGAUCUUUCGAUCUGGAUUAUGGAUCUAAAUUUUUGACAUUAAUUCUGACCCUGGAUAUAAAUUCUAAACUUUGAUAUAAGCUCUGAAUCUAAACUCUGAUUUUGGAUUCAGGGAAGGAGUUUUGAAUCCAAAUCUGAUCCUGAAUUUGAAACCUUUAAUAAUAGGCAUGGAUUCUGGCCCUCUAAUUUUUUAUUAGUCUGCUUCAAAUUACUGAAAAUUUUAUCAUAAAUUUACGGUGACGUAUAUACGCCAAAAAGUGUAAAUAUUUUUGUACUUCAUUAAAACCUUCAAAAUUUUAAAAUAUCCCGUGCUUGAUUAGGGGUUUUAUGCCUUCCGGUGCAAGGAUACAUGCCUAUUUCUGUUCAUUAAGGGGCGGGUAGGGUCUAAUACUUUUUGAAAAACAUUUAUUAUUUUCUUUGUAUUUUCUCAUAGUGAAACAUUUCAAGAAUAUUCUGUGAAAUUUUCAAGCCUAUCGGAGAAAAGCUCAGCAAGUUAUGGGCCUUUAUCUUUGCUUAUCUCAUACUGCGAAGAAGUAAGAGCUCGGCACACAGGUCCAAGAUUUUUGCUUCGAUCGACUUAAAAACUUGACAAAACAUUCUUGAAAUGUUUCAUUAUAAAAGAAUACAAAAGAAAAAAUAUGAUUUUUUGAAAAUGUUAGACCCUACGAGCUCCCUUGAGUAAUAAAUUGUUUCCAUUGAUUUUAUACACAAAAAACUUUGAAUGCGUUUUGCUCGAAAGCAGGUUUUGAAAGUCCGUAUCCAUCGUCAUUCAAAAACUACUAAACCAAUUUUAUUCAAAUUUUUCACACACUUUCUACAUAUAAAAAACCAGACCCCAACGUGUUCCUUUUUCUUCUUUGUUUACUUUGGGGAAGUUUUACAGCUACAAAAUGGCGAAUUAUUUCGUGAAAAAUCGUACUUUUCACUUUGAACAACCACCAAAAAUUAAAAAAAAUUAAAAAAUAAGUGAAACAGAAACGUUGGGGUCUAGAAAAACAUCUACUCUAUCUAUACUGCUUUGAUUUGUUGACUUCUUAUCAGUCUGCGCUGAGAUACAGUGGACACCGCAAAUCAGGAUUUUUAAGAAGCGUUCUCAAAAAUACCUCUUCUCCGACUUAUUUCUCACUAUUUUUCCACGAAAAAAUUACAAAAUGUUGUUCGAAUGAUGCUUUUUAUCACUCAAAAAAUUUUAAUUUAUUUUGUCGCACGAUAACUCUGAAAAAAAUUCUCAAAAAUGAUGAUAUUUUUCAUCAUCUACACCCUGCACCCCCCCUCAUCCCUCCUUAAUCUAGGAGAUGCGAGAAUUCAUUUCGAUGAGUCAAAAAUUAUGGAUUAGUACAUGUUUUUUUCUGUUUGUCAUUAUUUAGCGAGCGAAAAAAACACGAUCCCUAAAUCUCAGGACAAAAAGCGCGAGCACAAAAAUAGGUACCACCAAUAAGUGGUUUUGCCGUUCCCGUUGCACCCGAGGCAAAUGUCCCCUCCGAUCUCCACCCCCCAUGAUACAACCCUUACCAGAAAGUGUUUUUUGUGUGAUAUUCAUUUACGAUUAAAGAUAAAUACUGCUUUUCCGGUGCCGUAAGGCAUUUAACCCCUCAAACAUUUUUGUCGCGUGUAGAAUUUUCAGUAAUCAUGUUUUCUCUCACAGAAAACUACCGAAACAAGGGUGAACCGAAAACAAGCUGCUGCCACCAGCAGGAUCGCAGGCAACGAAAGCCAACAAACACAUAACCGUGUGCGAACAAGAAAAUUCACUUCAACAAUUUUGUUUCGUUUCCUUCCAAUUUCCAGCAUCAUCCGAGGGUUGUUCUGUUGACUCACCCUCCUAUUUUUGGUUUGUGCAGAGCACCAGUGAAAGCAAAAAAACACGAAUUAGAAGCCAACAUGUGUUUCGCAAGAAGCUUUCACUUUUAAACUUUUAAUGAAGCCAAGGUUUCAGCUUUUCAAGCGAGUGAUAUUUAAUACGGGCUGGUGGGAGGUUUAGAGACGUCUUGAAAUGCGUUUUCAUUUGAUUUGCUUGCCAUCGAUGACUAAUUAAACUCUUCAACAGUGUUGGGGAAUAAUCGAAACACAAAUAGUUCUGUUCAAUCACGUAAAAGUAACUCCCAAACAUGCAAGACACGCUGUUUUCCAUUGAUGCAGUAGGGAUUUUAUACUAACACUGCAUUAUCUGCCGCCGUUGAUCGUUCGUCGGGCGCUGAUGACAGUUUCAGUCCCGUCAUGGCAGAGUCGACACGAAAAGGUUCAACGCUCGGAUGACGAAGUGAGGCUAGAGCAUCUUGACAACAAGUGUGCUUUCCUGUUCAGGCUUAAAAGUGCCGCCAACUUCAACAUUCUGAACACGAUGGUACAUCGUCUGUUGGAUGGUUUGUGAUAGUGGCGGAGGAGGAGGAGGAGGAGGAGAGAGGUAGAUGGGAACUGGAGAAAAAAAAACGCCAGAUGUCGGAUGGUCUGAAACUGACAAGGCAACUUGUUGAGAGCGGAAAAAACACGGAUUCUCUUUUAGCCCGGUGAAAUGGGUUCCAGUUCCGGUCGGGAGUUUUGUGAACCCUUCACGAAACCGUAGUCGGGGGCAUGGGCAUUCGUGUGAGCAAUUUAUGGAAUUGCAAAAUUUGCUUCGUCUCUUCAAAGAUAAAUGCGAUCAUAGGCUGCGAAUCAAUCGUGCAGCUUCCUUUUUUUUUUGGAAUACUCAAACACAGUAGCCUGGCACUCCGGUUGUCAAGCAUUUAUUUUCACCAAGUCGAUAAAUGUUGCAUUCAUAUACUCUUCCGAAAAGCGGUGCGAACUAAAAAAAACUCACACACACAUACGUUCACUAAUAUUCUUUCGAAACUACUCUGUUUAGAAUAGCAUAAAUAUAAGUAUUCUCCUCCUUUACUAAUCGCAUAGAAAACAAUUGUUUGGCCCCAACGAGAAAAAAGAACGAUUUUUCAUUCGAAUGUCAACCGUAAAAACCGCCCUCGCUGGUUACGAAAAACCACUCAUUAAAUCUCAU
This is a messenger RNA of Malaya genurostris, 18583 nucleotides long. Its product is annotated as mucin-2. The record is from RefSeq and is a predicted model, not a curated record. NCBI's taxonomy places the organism in Eukaryota, Metazoa, Arthropoda, Insecta, Diptera, Culicidae. The transcript is spliced from 8 exons. The coding region runs from base 1244 to 5017 and encodes 1257 amino acids.